AUGCUCGACACCCUACAGCCCCACGCCUAUGUCAAGGAAACACUCAAUGCUCAAUCAACGUACACCAACAGCCAGGACGAUAAUACAGCGGAACACCGUAUCAAUCAGUAUUUAAUCAAGCAGGAAAUUGGCAGAGGCUCGUUUGGUGCCGUCCACCUAGCUACGGAUCAGUAUGGGCAGGAAUAUGCCAUUAAAGAAUUCUCAAAAUCUCGCCUGCGAAAACGGGCUCAGUCUCAUGGUCUCCGCCGUCGUCCCGGAAGACAUCCAGGUGUUCAACCUGCUGGUGUUGGCUUCAAUUCACCACUCCAUCGGCACCCUUCUGGAAUCGACGAAGGUGAAAACGGAAACUCUCUAUACCUUAUCAAAGAGGAGAUUGCAAUUAUGAAAAAGCUCAAUCACAGCAAUCUUGUGUCCCUGAUAGAGGUGCUAGAUGACCCUACCGAAGAUUCUCUCUAUAUGGUGAUGGAGAUGUGCAAGAAAGGUGUCAUCAUGAAAGUCGGCCUAGGCGAACAGGCAGACCCAUACAGUGAGGAAAACUGCCGAUGUUGGUUCCGUGACCUUAUCCUAGGCAUUGAGUAUCUACAUGCGCAAGGGAUUGUGCAUCGUGAUAUAAAACCAGAUAACUGCCUAUUAACAAACGACGACGUCCUCAAGGUAGUCGACUUUGGUGUUUCCGAGAUGUUCGAGAAGACUUCAGACAUGUUCAUAGCUAAGUCAGCAGGCUCACCUGCCUUUAUCCCACCGGAGCUUUGCGUUGCCAAGCAUGGUGAGAUCUCCGGUCGAGCAGUUGAUGUGUGGUCUAUGGGAGUGACUCUGUACUGCCUACGCUAUGGCCGCAUACCAUUCCACACAAGCAAUAUAUUCGACUUAUACAACGCUAUCAGAAAUGACAAAGUGGAGCUUCCUGGCGAGACUAAUGAACAUUUCAAGGAUCUCAUGACGAAGAUUCUCGAGAAGGACCCUGCUAAAAGAAUUACUAUGCCACAGUUAAGGGCGCACCCUUGGGUUACCAAAGACGGUACAGAUCCCCUUCUGUCUGAGGAGGAGAAUACAGCAACUCUCGUGGGGCCACCGACAGAAGAGGAAAUGGAUACCGCCAUCACUAGGAAUCUAGGCCAUGCGCUUAUCGUAGUUAAAGCCGUCCAGAAAUUUAAACGACUUAUAAAUGACGGAAGCCCGUUGCAGAUGGAGAGCAUUCUCGGUGAGGGUGAAGAAUCGCACUUUGUGCAGCCUCCUCUUCUCAUGGGAGAAGAGGAAGAAGAAGAGUUUAGUGCCGUCUUGCAUCAUAGGAACAUGCAAGAACAUGUUUAUCCCAGACGGCCAACUCAACCCAAACGGCCAAGUCAGGCAACUACCGAUAAUUCACCAUCAGUUUCCACUCCGCCUCUCGAGAUAUGUACAUCUCCAUCCCCACAACUCCAAUCUACACCCAGAGCAGAUACACCCACGCGACAGACAGGUUCUGAAGGCACCCGUGGUCAUGCUCGUGACCCGCUAGAGGAAGAGAUGCCUUUCCUCCACAUUGGCCCGUCAAAUUUUGGACCGGAGGCCGAACUUAACCAAACAAAACCAGAUGAUUCGGCCUUGGAAUCUGGUGGAAUCCCGAUCCCUGCUAGGCCGACUCUUACUGAAUCACCCAUGAUCGUCAGUGAAUCUCCUCCGGCAGCGGACAUCGAUAUCUACGAGACAGCAUAUAAAGAGAUAAUCGAACGGAUAACUAGCCGGAGUCGCGCAGCCCAAUCACCUACACCUAGGGUAUACCUCAACCGAAGAGUUGAGAAGAAGGCAACAGCAUCUUCUGGCCUGUGGUCGCAAGUGAGAAGGAAUAGCAAAUUGUCAGGUGUACCCAGUCCUUCGACUGCUACUCCUGUACCUGGCUCCCCUCCUCCGCGCCCUAGCCCUAUCAAGCGAUUCACUGCCGCAGCUGCAUCUUUUGCAGCAUCUUCGGGAAGGCAGUCGCCGUCGCCGUCGCCGUUGGCAACAUCGGUAAAGGUGAAUGAUGUGGUUGACUCGGAUAGGGUUAUUGAAUCUAGUCCUCUGGACACCUCUGCCGCUGUAAUAGAGACAACGGCUUCCCCCACCGCACUAUCACCGGUUGAUGAUGCGAAAAAGGGCAUUUGA
Molecule: messenger RNA, 2121 nt
Organism: Trichophyton benhamiae CBS 112371
Lineage: Eukaryota; Fungi; Ascomycota; Eurotiomycetes; Onygenales; Arthrodermataceae
Exons: 5
Coding region: 1-2121 (706 amino acids)
Biological process (GO): protein phosphorylation; intracellular signal transduction
Cellular component (GO): cytoplasm
Molecular function (GO): protein serine/threonine kinase activity; ATP binding
Source: RefSeq, a predicted model, not a curated record